Messenger RNA from Panicum virgatum (switchgrass), 2060 nucleotides. Its product is annotated as beta-glucuronosyltransferase GlcAT14A-like. Gene Ontology annotation, cellular component: membrane. The transcript has 4 exons. NCBI's taxonomy places the organism in Eukaryota, Viridiplantae, Streptophyta, Magnoliopsida, Poales, Poaceae. Bases 334 to 1566 code for a protein of 410 amino acids. Gene Ontology annotation, molecular function: glucuronosyltransferase activity. The record is from RefSeq and is a predicted model, not a curated record.
GACGCCAACCGGAAACUCCCCACCACCCCUGACGACAGCGGCGCCACCUCUUCCUCCGUCCUCCCCAUCCGCCCGCCAUCGCCUUCUCAAACCACCGGCUUCUCGUCGCGGUCGUCGCCUUCGCGGCGCUUCCACGCACGCGCCACGACGACUCGUCCACGGUCUACCCGGCCGGCGUUCGGCGCCGCACGCAGCGCUCCCCUUCCGCCGCGUGCCGCCACAGCCGAUCGAGCAAGCUAGCUGGGCACCUGGCCCAGCCACAGCCCGUUCCGGCCGGCGUUCCCCGCCCCGGCAAAGCCACAGCUGCACAGAUAGCAACCCAGCAGCGCCGGUAUGCGGCCGCGCCGGCUGCCCCCGUGCCUGGCAGUGACGGCGGUUUCAGCGGCGCUGCUGUUCGUGCUCCUGUUGCUCUGCGCCUCCUCCUCCCCGCCCCUCUUCGCCUGGCGGUCCUCCGCCGCGUCCCGCCCCGCGCCGCCGCCGCCGCCGCCGCGGGCGGAGUGGGGGCCCGGCCGCCCGCCCUCCUUCGCGUACUGGAUCUCCGGCACGGGCGGGGACGCGCGCCGCGUGCUGCGCCUUCUCCGGGCGGUCUACCACCCGCGCAACCGCUACCUGCUGCACCUCGACGCCGGGGCGGCCGCCGGGGAGCGGGAGGCGCUGGCGCAAGCGGUCAGGUGGGACGAGCCCGCGUGGAGGGAGUUCCGGAACGUCGACGUCGUGGGGGAAGGCUACGCGGUCGACCGGACCGGGUCGUCGGCGCUCGCCGCCGUGCUGCACGGGGCGGCGGUCCUGCUCAGGAUCGGGGCCCACUGGGACUGGCUCGUCACGCUCAGCGCAGAGGACUACCCGCUCGUCACGCAGGACGAUCUCCUUUAUGCCUUUUCUUCUGUGCCAAGGGACCUCAACUUUAUUGAUCACACAAGUGAGCUUGGAUGGAAAAGGCAUGAAAGAUUUGAAAAGAUUAUUGUUGACCCAAGUCUAUAUAUGGACAGAAACACUGAACCUUUCCCUUCAAAAGAAAUAAGACAAAUACCUGAUGCAUUCCAGAUAUUCACAGGUUCUCCUUGGGUAAUUCUGAGCAGGAACUUUGCUGAACACUGUGUGCAUGGUUGGGACAACCUACCCCGCAAACUACUGAUGUACUUUGCCAACACAGCUUAUUCCAUGGAGUCGUACUUCCAGACUCUCAUCUGCAACUCUUCCGACUUCCGGAACACAACUGUCAAUGGCGAUCUAAGGUACUUUGUCUGGGAUGACCCUCCAGGCCUCGAUCCACUUGUUCUCAAUGAAUCACACUUUGAGAACAUGUUGAACAGCAGCUCUGCCUUUGCAAGGCGGUUUGAGGAGGACACACCAAUGCUGAAGAAGAUGGAUGAUGAACUACUAAACCGGUCUCCUGUCCAGUUGGUUCCAGGGGUAUGGUGUCUGAACUUGGGCAAAGAACAGAACGGGACUGAUGCGGAUUCGUGCUCAAAAUGGGGUGAUAUCAAUACUGUCAGACCUGGACGUGGGGGGGAGCGGCUCAGGCAGUUCAUUUCUGAGAUCAGUCAGGCAAGAGGGUGCCGCUAGCUGAAUCAGUAUUGGUGUCUAUUGUUCAGGAGGUAAAGUUUCAGGUAGAGUUUUGUGGAGCAAAUAUCGGCUGGAGUGAGGUACGUGAUGGAAUUACAAUGAUACGGAUUUCUCCUACGCGUUGAAGAAAACAGAAGGCACAUGGAGUCAUAUGGAAAUGGCCAAAAAGUUUCAGAUUCAGGUGAUGGGCACCGGAUACUGCAUUGUCCAAAUAUUCAAGGCUGCAUAGUAAGAGCAGUAGUAGUGUUUAUACAGAUUAGGUAUACUGUAUACUAUCCGUAGCUGCUUUGCCCUGUUUUUGAUCGUGUAGGUAGGACACAGAAAUAGGAUCUGCUCAUAUACCUUGUAGCAGCACCUUUGUAUAGAUGAUACAUUGAGAUAACUAUACACGUCUGUAUUAUAUUGAUACUGAUAAUACAGCUCUUGGGUGUGCUCGUCUCAUCGCAUAAGCUCUUUGUAAGGCGAAAAAAAUGUGAAACAUUGAUAUGUGAAAA